This is a messenger RNA of Heterostelium album PN500, 1899 nucleotides long. RefSeq lists its product as uncharacterized. Lineage: Eukaryota; Evosea; Eumycetozoa; Acytosteliales; Acytosteliaceae. The record is from RefSeq and is a predicted model, not a curated record. Bases 1 to 1899 code for a protein of 632 amino acids. The transcript has 5 exons.
AUGAUGGAGAAAACAAUUGAGUUCCUCGAGAACAUGGAUUUAAAUCCAAAGUUCAAAGAGGAGAAGAAGGGAAGUAGGAAUCCUCUGGCAGGUAUUAUAAUGAUUAUCUACUUCCCGCUGCUCAUUUUAUACUUGUACUAUACUAUUCAACCGCAAUACGGAUCGCUGCCAUCGUGCUGUGCGUGCGCAUCCAUCUAUACACCCGUCGAUUCCUGGGUGUUCCAAGCUGCCAACCAGACUUGUUCGAACGAUCCAACCUGUAGAGCAUUCGUACAGUCUCAAUUAGCAAUCAAUUGUGAUGCUGCACUACAAUAUCGACCAAUUCCAGAUUAUAAUUUAUCAGUUAAUAUUGCACAGAUCGGAUGUGUCGGAUUGAAACCUGGUGAUACAUGUGAUCAUAGUUGUUUGGAUGUUUCCAAUAGAUGGAUUAACAACUUGGACUAUACCUAUCAAGACAAUCAAGAUCAAGCCAAGAUUCGUUGUCCUCUUCGUGUUGGAGCAUGUGACUUCAAAGCUGUAUAUACCGAUGAAGAGACUACACCUCAUGCAGUUUGUAGAUAUCCAGAGAUGAGUGGUAUACUGACAAGAGUUGGUGCUGGACUUGGUUUGUUGAAUGGAAUGCUUAUCACACUCAGAUUGAUGCUCAGAACCUGUUGGAAUAGAAUAGGAACAAAAGGAGAUGCACCUGGAACUAUCAACGACUAUUGGAAAGGUUUGGCAAUUGGUUUGGUAUUCAACUACUUUGGUGUUAUGUACCUAACAAUGGCACAUGGUAUAAACAAAAGAUUUAGAUAUGGUGGUCAAUUAGCAAUUGGUUUUUUAAUUAUAUUUUUAAAGUCACCAUUUGUAGUUUAUUUAAUUGUAAUAUUUUCACAAUAUUGGACACCGAUGUGUAUUCUCUUGUUGUUGGGAUGUGGUGGUGUAUCGAUAUUGAUAAGGACAACCUAUAAUCUGUUGAAUUUGGAAAUCUAUUCGAGAAAUUGUGUUGUCAUCUCUCAGGAUGUCGAGGAGUACGACUACGAAGAACAGAACAUACAGUAUAUCCCGCCCGAUAGAAUUAAACCAGUGAUAUAUUCAAAGUGGCGACAUUUCUUCUUGGGUUUCGUUUUGAAUAUAUUCGCACUCUACCCACUGAUGAAACAUAAUAUCAAGCGAUACAGUGCCAACAAUGGCACCGACAGUGGAAGUGGCAGUGGCAGCACUGACAGUCAAGUUGGAGCCAGCAGUACGAGUAGCGAUAAUAACAAUGAAUUUCAAUCGUCGAAUCGCAUACUUUAUCGUACCUCAUUGUUACAAUCGGCUUAUUUCGCGGUUUGUUGGUCGCUCUCCAUGGUUAUUUGUUUCCACUUUGCGCUGUUUAUAAAGUAUCUACCCGAGAGGAGAUCGAUUUUACCGUCAUUCUUGAAGCGUCCACAGGGCACAAGAAUCGACUAUCGUAUGGGAUUUGUAGCAAGUGUCAUCCCAUUGGCAUUCACUUAUUUCUGUUUCUUCUACUUUGAGUUCACACCGUAUGUCAGCCAUAACCUGCCAAAGACGCCAAGUGAAUGUUCGUUCCCGGGUUGGACACUGGUCAUACCCGGUUCCGGUAUUAUUCCCUCGCUUGCAUUCUUUUUGUUUGGCUAUACCGAACGCUUCAAAUAUGGAUCGCUCUCUGCCAUUGGUACUUCACUGAUUCUCUUUUGUCUUGGAACGUCGGUACUUCUCUUCAACUAUUGUCUGGGUCCAAACCAGGACUACUACUAUCCAUGGUCUUGGCUGGUCGGUUUGGUUGGUACAUUCAUUUUGAUCUACGGCGCAAUUAGACCCAAUCAAAUAUAUAUACUCGACAAAAAGAAUCAUCACCAAGACGAUUUCCACGAAGAAGAAAGACUUUUAAAAAAUAAAUCAUUCAAAGAUUAA